Molecule: messenger RNA, 3472 nt
Organism: Acromyrmex echinatior (Panamanian leafcutter ant)
Lineage: Eukaryota; Metazoa; Arthropoda; Insecta; Hymenoptera; Formicidae
Gene: scaf
Product: inactive serine protease scarface
Biological process (GO): proteolysis
Molecular function (GO): serine-type endopeptidase activity
Source: RefSeq, a predicted model, not a curated record
ACAAAACGUAAUCGGACGUGACGGAUAUGAGUUGUUUAGUGUGAUAAUUUAUCGCCGAUCAGUGGAACGACUUUUCCUUAACGAAUAAAGAGUUUCGUUCAUCAGACGAGCAUUCGUCACCCCGUGGAAACAUUCGACAUGGAUAAUGUCGGCGCGCGUCCGUCUCGUCUGCAGAAGUCUGCAGCCGUGGACGGAGAGUGGCGGGAAUAAAAUUGGUGAGGUAUUUCGGAUGAACCAAGAGGAAUCAAUGUGAUGUGUUGACCGGCAUAGGAUAUCGAAGGACAGCGGCGAUCCGCACCAAAAUGGUAGGGGGAUACUGGCCAGAUCCGGAGGAUGGUAUAAGAGAAGAAGGGAUACGAAACCAGCGUCAGUUAUAUUGACUUUCUUUUAAGCAACACGCGCGUUACACACGUAUACUCUGCGGGAGGAUACACAUUAAAUUUCCACGAUGAUACCAUUGCUAGAAAUGCUAUUAGUUAUAGUAGCGUUAGCUACGCACGCACGUGGACUCCCCUAUAGAGAAUUGUCACCUCAAUUGCAGACACAACAAAUUGAUCAAGCGCAAUUUAAUUGGGAUCAAUCGCAGCAAAAUAAGUUCGAAGAAUAUCAAACGCAUGCUUCUUCAGAAUCACAGAAGCAACUUAAUCUUGAUUAUACGUAUCAACCUGAUCAAACGUUGCAGUCCAAUCCUAGCGCCGUAGAUGGCUUCACCAUCAGUUGCAGCGGUAAAAAUAAAAUCUGCGUGGCCAAAAGUCUAUGCAUCAACGGAUAUGUGCAGCCUUCAAAGCAAGGCUUUAUUCGGCCAGGACAGGUGCAAGAAUGCAAGCUCAGUCACGAAGCAUGCUGUACCGUGCAAUACAAUGUGUAUUAUCCAUUCGAUAUCGAUCCAAUUAAUGCGGUGAAGGACAAUCAGUAUCCGAAACCUACUCUGGAAAAUGAUGAGAAAUACGUUCCAUUCGGAGAUAAUAAUCAGGCAGACGUGACCGAAUUAUUGAAGCCUCCGUUAGAAAACAACGUUAACAUAUUGCAAUCCCCAUCGGACAAUAGAUUCGAUAUCGAGUCUGCUAAUCAGCCUCAUGUCAACGUAAGACCGACCGAAGAGAUAUCAGUCGAUUACAAUCAUAUACCCUCCGAUACGAAUCAACGGGAACAAUAUCAAAUAGGUGAUAGUAGUGCUAACGAUCCAGUAAAUUCCUUCCCAUUAAAAUCAGCCCCUACGAAUCCGAAUUCCGCGGUCUUCCAAUUGACAAUUCACAUGGGAUGUGCGGCCGCCCUGCUUUGCGUAGAAGAGCAAUACUGUACGUUAGAAGGAACGAUUAGUCCGCAACCAAUUGCGCUUAGCAGCAAGGAACUUCUACGACGUGUUCCCUUAAGUAGCUGCAGAAUCUCAGAGACCGGAGCAGUCGGUAAGUGUUGCCGCGAUCCGAACUACGUGGAUCCAUGGCCGACGGGCAAUUUGCCAGCCAACUACACCGGUGGUUUCGACGAGCAAGGCUUUCCGACAUUCUUGAACAUUGCGAAGGUACAACCGCCGAAGAAGCUGAUCAUCCAGCCACCCAUCAAGACGACUCCCAGGCCGCCGAUCAAACCAUCCGUCGCGCCACCGCAGGUUCAUGAACAGUUACAGCCGACGAACGUCGUGCCCCUGGUAUCGGACGAUUCCGACGUCAUCCCGCAACGCGUAUUACCAAUUUCGACUCCGAUUCCAAUAGUGCCCCCGGUCAGCAGCCCCGCGCCGUUCAAUAUUCCAAAUGAUCCUCCCGUCGUGCCGGAAUUGCAAUUGCCCAAUAAUCCAUGUGGAGUGAGAAAUUACGGACAACGCCCGACCGGCUUCAGAGAGACCGAUGCGGCAUUCGGAGAGAUUCCAUGGCAAGCGAUGGUCUUGUGGUCGGAGGAACGUAAGAUUUUGUGUUCUGGUGUUUUGAUAUCAGCAGAUAUCGUUCUGACAGCUGCCAACUGCGUAAACAGAUUUCCGGCGAGUAAACUGUCUGUGAAACUUGGAGAAUGGAAACUGGGAUAUGAACUUGAACACGAGGAGCCGCUGCCAUUCCAAAUUAUCAAUGUACGAACGAUCAAAUAUCAUCCUGGAUACGUAGAAGGAUUGCCUGGUAACGAUACUGCUAUGCUCCUUUUGGAACAUCCCGCGGUAUUUAAUUUACAUAUCAACACGCUAUGUCUUCCCGAUAACUAUCAAGUGCAAGAAACUUCGCAAUGCAUCGUGACUGGUUGGGGCAAGUCGAUACUACAAGCUCAUUACGCGGGUGCUAUUAUGCACAUGGUUGAUGUGGAUCUUCUGACGCAUGACGUUUGUCAAAAUCGCGUCUUGGAUGCAGAAUCUCAUAUCAAUGUCGCACAUAAUAUAAUCUGCGGUAAAGCGCAUAAAGAAAAUAAUAUGUGCCAGGCCGAUGUCGGUGCUCCAUUGGCUUGUUACGACGGUAACGGAGCCUACCAUAUCGCUGGAAUUUACAGUCAAGAUACUGGAUGUUUGCCCACAAAUCAGGUGGCGACAUUCACACCCAUUGACAUCACCUGGCUGAAACAAACUAUGUAUGCGCCCGAGCCUAAAAUAGAUGCUAGCGAUGACGGCUACGAUUAUCAAAAGAGUAAUUUACCAGCGGGUAACGAAUAUUUGCCACCAGUGUAAAGGUAAACGGUAUUCAUACUGUUGUAUAGCGUAUUUCUUUUUUUAAUACUCGCGAAUGGUAGGACGAGGAAGCGACAGACGCAAUCGUAUAAUACUCGAUUUAGCGUAAUGCAGAAAAUAAUUGAUAGCAUUUAAUCGAUUUCAUGCUAAGUCGCGAGAAAAAGUCGGAGAGCAAUUGUCGGGAGACCAUUGCGCAUUGCAGAUAAUUGUUGCCGAUACUAAAUAUAGACUAAAAGUACUUUACGCUCCGCUUUUAAGUGUUGUUAUUCGGAAUUUUCAUAAUAUAGGAAAAUACGAUAUAAUAAUAGAAAUCUAUUAGAGUGUAAACAGAGCUCGAGAAUCAAUUCCAUGACGUAUGAAAAACCAGGUGUAACAAUAUGUAUAAUAAAUAACAAAAUAUAAUUUAGGGCAAUAUAAUUUUUGUAAUUAGUGAAUAGCGGCUUUAUAUCAACUUAUAAAAUUUAAGGCCAAUUUUCAAUUGGUCACGAAUGUUGUUAUUACUUUAAACAACGGUAUAUCCUUUAAAUUAGUUCACCUGAUCUUCUUACAUCGUGAUUAAUUCAGCAUUGAAACAAAACAACUCUGAGCAAUUGUAUGACAAUAAAAAGAAUACAUGAACUCUUAGAUUUUAUAGGUGCAAAUAUAUUUAUUUGCCUGGUGUAAUACAAAAAUAAUAUAAAUGUGUCUGUACAUAACGGAGAACAUCGUAUAAACGUAUGCUUCUGCGAGUUUAGAUUAAGCUAUGGGGAAGAACUAUAUCUGUCAAAGAAUUAUAUUACGUUUAAUAAAUAUUUGUUAGAAAAUAUCAAAGAGAUUUGUAUAUGAAAA